Messenger RNA from Pseudonaja textilis, 3293 nucleotides. It is a transcript of the gene SOX17, whose product is annotated as SRY-box transcription factor 17. Gene Ontology annotation, molecular function: DNA-binding transcription activator activity, RNA polymerase II-specific; RNA polymerase II cis-regulatory region sequence-specific DNA binding. Lineage: Eukaryota; Metazoa; Chordata; Lepidosauria; Squamata; Elapidae. The record is from RefSeq and is a predicted model, not a curated record. Gene Ontology annotation, biological process: angiogenesis; positive regulation of transcription by RNA polymerase II; endoderm formation. Gene Ontology annotation, cellular component: nucleus.
GCUCUGAGCUCGCAUCAGAGGCGCUUCCAAGCUUCAUUUGCAGCGAACGGCGAGGCGCAAGAACUGCUUAACUCGCUCGGCUGCUCGCCUUUUGGAGGCACCCGGAGGGGCCCGACACUGACCGGGCCGGUGGAGCUCUGUGGAAAUGAGCAGCCCCGAUGCUGGAUACGCCAGUAGCGACGACCAGGCGCAAGGACGGUCCUCCCUCCCUCCCCUCAUGAUGCAGUGUCAGUGGGCAGAAUCGCUGAGCCCCUUAACCGACGGCAAAGGCAAAGGCGAAGCGGCGGCCGAUCAAGUACAUCAGGGAGCCUCGGGCCGGGCCAAAGGGGAGACCCGCAUUCGCCGCCCCAUGAACGCUUUCAUGGUCUGGGCUAAGGACGAACGCAAGCGGCUAGCGCAGCAGAACCCGGAUCUGCACAACGCGGAGCUUAGCAAGAUGCUGGGACAGUCGUGGCGGGCGCUGACCCAGGAGGAGAAGCGCCCCUUCGUAGAGGAGGCGGAGCGGUUGCGGCUGCAGCACAUGCGGGACCACCCCCACUACAAGUAUCGGCCGCGGCGCAGGAAGCAAGUCAAGCGCCUUAAACGCAACGACGGCGCCGCGGACGGUGGGAGCGGCUUCCUCCCAGUUCAGCAUCACCAGAUGGGCCUGCCCGGAGAAGCGGGAAAUGCAGGCAGCUGCGAGGGGCUCGGCCUUUCGUACGCAGAGCAGCCGAAUUACGCCGGCGGGAGCUUUCAUUACCGGGACUGCGCGCCGCUCCCGCUGUCGGCUUUGAGCACCCAUUUCGGGAACUACAGCCUGCCUACGCCGGAGCCCGAAUCCCAGGGCGGCGCCUGCGCAGAACCUGUCUUUUUCCCGCCUCCCCACCCGGAGGAAGGUGGCUGCCUGCUGGGCCCCUACGGCUACCCGACGCCGCCCGGGUCCGAGUAUCCGUGCAACGGCGUUCCUGCCGGCGGCCAUGGCAACAACGGUGGUAGUCCCAAUGUCGGCGUCAGCCUUUUCCGUAGUCGCUUCCAGGUGCCCUUGGCCUCCUACCCUUCCUCGCCCGCCCCGGACCACGCGCAGCAGCAGCAGCAGCAGCAACCCCGUCGCCGAGCGGAAGCCCCCGCGGGGCUCGAGCAGCUGCCCCCGCACGACGUGGACUUGCUGGCAGAUGUGGACCGCGCCGAAUUUGAGCAAUAUCUGCCCUUCGCCUGCCGCCCGGGCGACCUGGGGCUCCCUUACGCCAGCCACGAAGGCCCGGAGGCUAACGCCGCUGCCUAUUAUUGCGCGGGUGGGGCCGGAACGUAUCCCGAGUUGUGAGUCCAGCGUCUCCAGGCGAGUGAGGGCGGGGCAGGUGUACCCUGCUAAUCCUAUUUAUUGUAAUUUAUUGACGGCGCUUUUCUAAUAGCCAUUUAUAGAACCUGAAACGAGGGAAGGAUCUCCCGAGUUUCUGAAAAAGGCCGCGAGGCUUUUUCUUGCAAGAGGCUCCCUUCGUGGGAAUACAGGCAUAUCUUGCCUUGUUCAGGUUUUGUACAGAAUGGGUUGGGCUCGGAUUUAAAGCGCCAGGAUUAAAGUUUGACUUGGAACAGUUUGGCAAUAAAAACCCAAAAGAAAAAAAUCCUUCAGGUGGUUUUUACACCAGGGUGUUGUGGAGUUGUGUCAUUCUUCAGAGACUUUGUUACCUCAGAAAAUAACAUGCAAUGAAUGGUUGAAUAUCCCCGCUAACUUUGCACACACAACUUUACAAUCUCACUUUGCACAUUACAGUACAAUAUUCUCAUAAACUCCAAAUCAAUCACAGUGUGUCUUAAUGUGGCUGGGUAAUCUUGAAACUAGAGGUCCCAGCUAAGCUCCUGGAAUGGCUUUCCCAUAAAGGAGACCCCACUACAUCUGUCCUAGUUUCCCUGGACCAGUGUGCUUAUGAGAGGCCGAUUACCUGGGUGGGGCCAGGAAGUAGAUUCUAUAAUGUGUGAAAUGAGACCUGACAACUCCGUAGCAAAUCUCCAUAGUUUUCAACCCUUUGGCCUCAUUCUUUUACCUGGAAAGUAUUCCAAGCAGUAAAUAUUGAAAAAGAUCCCAAAGAUAAUCAGAUGAGAAAACAUGAAUGCUUUUGCCUGGCUUAGAUCUAGUGUUUGAACAUGCUUUAUUCCAGUAAGUGUCACCUACUGAUAAGUAAGUAUUGGGAAAGUUAGUUUAAAUAGUCAGCUUCUCUCACAAUCUGAUCCCUAGGACAUUCUCUGAAGGCUCAUAGCCUGCCAAAGUAUUCUUAGCAUUAGAAGGUGUGUUUUAAAUCUGAUGUGCAUUUAAUGCCUAUUAUUAGUAUUAAUUUGAGCAAAUUAAAUGAGUGUAAUUAAAUGUGCUGUUUCUCGGUUCUAUUCCAAGAAACAGAAUUUUGUAUACCUUGCUUCCUUCAAUAAUGUCUUUGACUUCAGUAUUUUAGGAGAUUACAAUCCUUAGUUAUUUAGGAUUGUAGUACAUGGGUGCAAGCUGGACUGUACCACUGCUUGGCUCUCUCACCUUAAUAAGCUGAACUGUUCACACUUAAUAUCAUCAAUUUAGGACUACCAGAUCCAAGGACUAGCAAAAAUUGGGAUAGCAACAAAGAGAACCUGGUGUCUGAUAUUUUACAGCCCUAAUCAGGUAAUGAAUGGAUGCAAAAAAAAUACGUGCCAAAAAUUAACUAAAAUUAUCACAAAAAAAAUCGGAGGAGCUAAGAUGUAGAAAAUCUUGUUGCCCUCUUUGGUAGUGCAUUACCCAGGCUAUGGUCAACUGAACCACAGAUGAAAUUGCUGUUGAGACUUUGCUAAGGCAGGAUCCUUCAGAAGAAACCAAAAGCAAAUGAGCCAUCCUGAAUUGAUAGCAGGCAAAAACCUGGAUCAUGUGUCAGGAAGGGAUGGGCAGGAGCCUUUUACAUUGACAUCCACUUAUUUUAUACCUGUUGGGAGCAGCACGACAGUACAGUCUUGCUAUUAAAAGUAUAUAGAAUUAAUUUUUUUUUUCAGAUUUUGGCCCAUAUCUGUAUCCUUUUGUAAAGAAUACGAACAUGAUGCAUUUUCCUUUUUUCCCCUCCUUUCAAUGUAGAAAGCAAAAGCAGAUAGCAUGUAUUCUGACGGAUAUGGGUUGGAGUCUAUCUUGCAGCAAACAAAUAAAUCCUGGAAACAAUCCCUCAAAAGAGCAAGACUGAGAUUAUACAAUAUUUGUGUAUUAAACUUGUGGAUAUGCAGAUAAGUGAUUUCCCAUCUUGUUGCCUGUAACCUGGGUUUGAAGACUUGCUCAGAAGUAUGUUCCAUUGAUCAGGAUUUAAAUUUUGUAA